This is a messenger RNA of Astrephomene gubernaculifera, 1535 nucleotides long. Lineage: Eukaryota; Viridiplantae; Chlorophyta; Chlorophyceae; Chlamydomonadales; Astrephomenaceae. The record is from the annotation of a GenBank genome assembly.
GGAGGAGUAGUGGAACGGGUGGGGCCGGGAGUGAACCGGCUGGGGUUGAAGAGGCGGGGAAGAAGCUGGGAGAGGGAGAGCGAAGUGCGAAUGCGGAGGCGAGUGGGAGCGGCAGCGAGGGCGAGAAGGAGGCGGCGAAGGAGGGAGGAGAAGGUACGGGGUUGAAGGCGGAGAGCAGCUCAAGUGGUAGCAGCAGCGGGAGUAGCAGCAGCACUGGUGGCAGCACUAGCAACAGCACCAGCAGCGGUAGCAGAAGCGAACGAAGCAGCGGCGGGGGGGAUUGCCGGUCUGAGGCAUGGGCGAAGCCGGUCGUACCUUCCGGCGACCCGCGACUCAUGGUCGACGCGUACGGCAUGACUCCGUACUCCAUUGCAUGCAAGCGCAAGGACCGCCGCCGCAUGCUGGUUGAGCUGUUAGACCCCGCAACCGAUUUUUGCGCAAACGAGGGCGAGGAACAGGCAGACGGGCAGGCGGCGGCAGGUGCAGGUAGCGAUAGCGCCGGUGGUGCUGGCGCCAGCUUGCUAGGGUCGCGGAGCUUUGGCCGCCGUCGCGGCCUGGGCGGCGGUCGCGGCGAUGAGGACGAUGAUGAGGAUUCGGAUUCAGAGGGCGGCGUGGCAGGGCCGUUGCUGCUGUGGGAGGGAGUGGAGUUGGUGCAGGGGAUUGCCGCGGACCCAGCCUCGUUCUUUGCGUUGCAGCAGACGGCGCCAUUGCUGCAGCCACUACAGCCGGAAGAGCCUGCAGCUACUGCGGCGGCUGCGGCGGCUGCUGUCGCUAACAGCGGAGGCGUGGGUGCAAACGGCGGCGCCGGGCGUCGGCGUUCCUCGGCGAUUUCAGCGGUGGGGCUGCUGCGUCGGGGCAGCGGAGGUAGUGAGGACACCGGCGGUGCGGAUGGAGGGCGGAUCAGCAGCGGCCGGGCUGGGAGUAGGGCCGUCCUGACGGAGGAAGCUGUUCCGGACUGCUUCCUGUGUCCGCUGACGUGUGAGGUGUUUCGGGACCCUGUGGUGGCGGCGGACGGCGUCACCUACGAGCGCGAGGCCAUUGAGCGGCACCUGCGUCACGUGGCCACCUCGCCUCUCACCAAGCAGCGCCUGGCAAGCAAGGUGGUCUACCCAAACAGCGCGCUCAAGCGGGCUAUCGAGCACUGGGAACUUCUGAGGGCGGGUGGUGGUGGUGGUGCGGCAGCGGGUGGUUCGGGUUCUGAAAGCACGGGGCUGCUUGGAAGGCGGUGAGGAGGGGGAUGAGGGAGAACGGAGGCUGCUUGGGUGUAAGCUCGUGGGUGCGAGGAAGCGGAUUGGAUUAGGUCAUGAGUGGAAGGCAGGAUGCGCAUGGGUUAAGAAGCAUCAUGGUAGGGGUAUGCUGCAUUGAAGGACGUUGAGAGGUGAAGUUGACCGCAAGUUGAGGAGCGUUGGAUGUGUUUAGGUAGGAAGUAGAAAGGUAGAAACACGUAGGUGGGGAAUGAUGCUGCAUGGGGGCUUUGGAGCUACACGCUGGCUGUGGGGCAUGAUUUUGGUUCCGCCUCGUUCGCACACAUCAUC